UGUUGUGCGGGGGCCGGGGUGGGAAGGUGCGAGGCAGGCCUUGGGGCUGGUCUCUGCCUGCCCUCCCCUCGCCCCCACGGGCUUUGUGCUGCCCCUUUUCGGAUUGCUAAUGGAGACUUCCCUUUGUCGGAGCGCAGGGUGACUGGUGAGGAAUUGCCUUCCCCGGAGCCUGGACCUGGGUGUUUUGUUUUGUGUUUUGUUUUGGUUUUUGGUUUUUUUUUUGUGGCCUAGCAAGAAGCGGUUUCCUUUCCUGAGCUGUUGGCAUCUUCUUGCCUGGAUUCAGUCAUUCCCAAAGGAAUGGAGGAAUGCAGCUGAUAAAUCCUUAACCACCCUGUGCUCCCAUAGGCAGCGCCAGAAGCUGGCUUCGUCUUCUCCACUUUGGCACUUUGGGGGUGGGCCCCUCUUUGUUACCUGCUCUGGGUACCUUUCUAGCGGCACUGUAGACCAAAGGAGAUGGAAGAAAAGGAGCGAUGUGAUAAAUUCCAGCUGGUACCUUGAGACUAAGGGGAUUCAUAGCUUUUGACAUUUGGUGUUUUGUUUUGUUUUGUUUUCCUGGGGGGGGAGGGAGGGAAGUAUUCUAUUUUAUGGGGUAUGGGAGGAGGGAGGAAAAAUAUGUUGCAGAUCUCUAUGUGGUUUUUAAAACCAGCCAUCAGAGGCAAUUACUGAAUAAACUGAAGCACAAGAGGAGGGUUUGUGAGCUGGAAGCAGCGCUAGCCUACAAAAGAAAGGGGCAGUGGGCUGCUGUUGUGACUGUGGAGGAAGAAACUUCAGCCUCCGUCGUUUCUCACCACCUACUCUCCAUCCACCCUGCGAGAAAAUGAGUUGCGUGCCAUGGAAAGGUGACAAGACCAAAUCAGAAUCACCAGAGCCGCCCCAGCUACCACCACUGCAUAUUUACCAUGAGAAGCAGCGUAGGGAGCUGUGUGCUCUCCAUGCCCUCAACAAUGUCUUCCAGGACAGCAACGCCUUCACUAGGGAAACUCUGCAAGAGAUUUUUCAGAGGCUGUCUCCCAACACCAUGGUGACACCCCACAAGAAGAGCAUGCUGGGAAACGGAAACUAUGAUGUGAACGUGAUCAUGGCAGCACUUCAGACCAAAGGCUAUGAGGCGGUUUGGUGGGACAAGCGCAGGGAUGUUAACGUCAUCGCCCUGUCUAAUGUGAUGGGCUUCAUCAUGAAUCUGCCCUCCAGCCUUUGCUGGGGCCCCUUGAAGCUCCCCCUCAAGCGACAGCACUGGAUCUGCGUCCGGGAGGUGGGAGGCACCUACUACAACCUCGACUCCAAACUCAAGAUGCCCGAGUGGAUUGGAGGUGAAAGUGAGCUCAGGAAAUUUUUGAAACACCAGCUGAGAGGAAAGAACUGUGAACUCCUGCUGGUGGUGCCAGAGGAGGUGGAAGCACAUCAGAGCUGGAGAGCUGACAUGUGACCCGGACCGACUCUGUCCUCCCACUACAGCUCUUCCCCUUUACUGAACUCCCGACGCCCUGAAACCUGGAUAAUGGGUGCCCUGACUCUUCUUGUCUGGAAUUCCCUUUGUUAGGCUCUUCUCUUCCUUCCUUGGUGCAAUAGGGCAACGGCGUAGGACAUUGGGGGUGGUGGGUGGGGAAGACUUGAGGGCAGAGCGGAGGAAACUGGAAGCCGAUCACUUUAUUUGCAAAGAGCUGCAUGCCCUUCAGCUAGCGAGAAGGCAUUGUGCUCUUUAAAACUGGGCUUUGGGGCUAGGGUGUCUGGAGGGCUCUGGCCCCCCUUCCCCCAUAAGGUUCAAGGCCAUGUGUGGUGGGACGUGGCUCCCCCCGGGGCUUGCCGGGGAGGAGCAGGGGCCGAGCACGCUGCUGCCUCUUCACAAGUCUCUCCCUCCAAAACAAGUUGUUGUGAAGACAUUUGCAAUUCCUAAGGGUCUCUCAGGACACUCUCAAACACUAGGAAUGGUACGGUGCUCAGCACGACCCUCUGCUUCCUAGGGAUGGUUUGUGCCAGGAAUUAGAAAACAAUAAUAAAAACAGUGUCAUCUUUGAAGGAA
This is a messenger RNA of Harpia harpyja (harpy eagle), 2020 nucleotides long. RefSeq names its product Josephin domain containing 1 (gene JOSD1). The coding region runs from base 818 to 1426 and encodes 202 amino acids. Gene Ontology annotation, molecular function: cysteine-type deubiquitinase activity. Lineage: Eukaryota; Metazoa; Chordata; Aves; Accipitriformes; Accipitridae. The record is from RefSeq and is a predicted model, not a curated record. The transcript is spliced from 4 exons. Gene Ontology annotation, biological process: protein deubiquitination.